Molecule: messenger RNA, 1226 nt
Organism: Neltuma alba
Lineage: Eukaryota; Viridiplantae; Streptophyta; Magnoliopsida; Fabales; Fabaceae
Product: GATA transcription factor 19-like
Exons: 2
Coding region: 270-1007 (245 amino acids)
Biological process (GO): regulation of DNA-templated transcription
Molecular function (GO): sequence-specific DNA binding; zinc ion binding
Source: RefSeq, a predicted model, not a curated record
UCAGCUCUUUCUUCCAAGCCCCCUCCCUCUCAUUUCAACCGUUUUAUUAUUGCCACUACUCACUCGCUCCCUACUCUCCUGCUUGUACUUCUCUGCUCUCUUCCCUUCAAAUCUACACACUCAUCAUCAUUUUCUCUUUCUCUCUCUUUCCCUGUGCUUAUUAAGUUUCUUUCGCCGUUCAUCUUCACCUUCAAAUCGGAACCUUGAAAUUUCGAGGUGGGUGAGUGUGGAGGGUAUUUUUCCUUGAAACUGCGAGAGCUAAGGCAAAUAUGAUGCACCGUUGCUGUAGCUCCCAGGGGCACGUGAUGGGACCCUGUACGUGUGGUAUGAUUCACGGCCAAACCAAUUCCUUCUCCAUGCUCUUCUCUAUGCCCAACCACAAAUCCUAUGGUGAUUGCGACAUGUAUUCUUUCCCUUCCUCUCCUUCCUCUUCUGUUGACUGCACCCUCUCUCUGGGUACCCCGUCUACCCGUUUAUCUGAAGACGAAGAAAAACACAGCCGCCAUGCCCGUCGUUCUGUUUCCAACUUCUGCUGGGAUCUAUUACAAUCCAAACACACCUCGGAAUCCCACACUAAGUCCAGUCGUGGCAGCAAUACUGGUAACUCCUCCAACAAUGAUCCCCUACUCGCUCGUCGUUGUGCUAACUGCGACACCACUUCCACUCCCCUCUGGAGAAACGGCCCUCGAGGCCCCAAGUCACUAUGCAAUGCCUGCGGGAUUAGAUUCAAGAAGGAAGAGAGAAGGGCGGGUGCUGUAGCCGCCACGACGGCGGCCAACUCAGGCGGCGUCAUGGAGACGGCGCAGAUGUUUUCCGGACACCACAACACUUCUUCAUGGUACGCGCAGUCUCAGAGCCAGAAAAUGCAGUGCCUCUCUCCGGGGAUGGGCAGCGAGCUUCGCUUCGUGGACGACGCCGACCGUGACGCCGAGCGCGGCAUUCCGUUUCUCUCUUGGAGACUCAACGUUACGGACAGACCGAGCCUCGUUCAUGAUUUUACGAGAUGAAACGUUGGGAAAAUGAUGUUUUGAUAAUAGAAACGACAAGAGGAGGUAUUUAGCGAGUCCGACGGUCAAGAUGACGCAGUUAUACUUCACGUUUUACGAUGAUAAUGCAGAUGUUCUUGAUGGCGAUGGUUAUGGUCUCCUCGCGUCAAUAUUAUAGAUUUAUCUUUUUUCUUUCCGGCGUUAAUGUCUUUGACCUUUUCCUUUUUGUUCUCUUCCUUU